AUGAGACCCCUUACAGUUGGCGCAUUUGAUUUGUACGCUUUUGCAGGUUCUGGACUCAUGCGACUGCGCGCACUUUCUGCAGGUUGGCUUUUCCGCCUUGCACGAACCGGCGAUGUGGCCGAAACCCUGGCAGUUGUAGCAUUGCGUAACUUGGGAAUGGACCUUCAUUUUGCAUUUGGUGAGGCCCAGGUAAGCGCUCUUCCCUUCGAGUUUGCUCAGGAUGUCCGGGUGGACCUCGCAGACCCAGUGCACAACAUGGCCAACACGGGGACCCAGUUUAAAUAG
This is a messenger RNA of Macrosiphum euphorbiae (potato aphid), 285 nucleotides long. The record is from the annotation of a GenBank genome assembly. NCBI's taxonomy places the organism in Eukaryota, Metazoa, Arthropoda, Insecta, Hemiptera, Aphididae.